CUCUCUCCUCCCUCUGUUUAUAAUUUGCUUUCUCAAAACCAACCCCAAUGGAGUCCAAACCACAAUAUUAAUAACUCCACCAAACAAACAAAUCACCUCUUCCUUCAGAAAAAUUCUCACAGCUAUCUGUACACCAACAAACAAGAACACAAGCAUAACACAAGGCAGACUCUUGCACUACAACAUCAGAGGUAAUCGAAAAUGUCGUGGCAGACCUACGUGGACGACCACUUGAUGUGCGAUAUUGACGGCCAGGGACAGCAUCUCACUGCCGCUGCCAUCAUCGGUCUUGAUGGCAGUGUCUGGGCCAAGAGCUCUUCCUUCCCCCAGUUUAAGCCAGAGGAGAUGACUGGUAUCAACAAGGAUUUUGAGGAACCGGGCCACCUUGCUCCAACUGGCUUGCACCUUGGAGGCACAAAGUACAUGGUAAUCCAGGGAGAGCCUGGCGCUGUCAUUCGUGGAAAGAAGGGCUCUGGAGGAAUCACCAUAAAGAAAACUGGGCAAGCUCUAGUAUUUGGAAUCUAUGAAGAACCAGUGACUCCAGGGCAGUGCAACAUGGUUGUUGAGAGGUUGGGCGAUUACCUUGUUGAUCAGGGCCUGUAGGCUAAAUAAUAUUCUACCAUGUUCAUGAUCUCCUAGCAUUCGAUUUUGGAUCUUAUUUUUCUUUUUGUUUUGGGGUUUUGGUUCCCAGUUUGCAUCUCCUUCAUCCAAAACCCUAAAAACUGGUGGUGAAGUUGUUGCAGACAAACCAUGUGACAAGGACUAAAAGCAGUUUGAUGUUUGAAAUUGUUUGAAUAUUGCAUAAACUCUAUAUUUUCAUGAUAUAUUUUUGUAUCCUUUUAUUC
Molecule: messenger RNA, 845 nt
Organism: Malus domestica (apple)
Lineage: Eukaryota; Viridiplantae; Streptophyta; Magnoliopsida; Rosales; Rosaceae
Product: profilin-2
Cellular component (GO): cell cortex
Molecular function (GO): actin monomer binding
Source: RefSeq, a predicted model, not a curated record